Molecule: messenger RNA, 1399 nt
Organism: Triticum aestivum (bread wheat)
Lineage: Eukaryota; Viridiplantae; Streptophyta; Magnoliopsida; Poales; Poaceae
Product: E3 ubiquitin protein ligase DRIP2-like
Exons: 9
Coding region: 173-1399 (408 amino acids)
Molecular function (GO): ubiquitin-protein transferase activity
Source: RefSeq, a predicted model, not a curated record
UUCGCGACUCGCCGGAGCUCAGCCGCCGCUUCUCCCUUCUCCCGACCGACCAACGCCCUCGAUUCCACCGCCCCGCGCCGUUUAUUGCUGAUUCUCCGCCUCCCGGUCGCAGAGUUCUGACGAGGAGGUCGUCGAUCGAGGAUUGACCUAGAGAGAGGAGAAGGUGGCAGACAUGGUUGCGGGCAGCGGAGAGAUGGGGGGCGCGCCGGGCGUAUCUCGCGUGCCGCGGGCGGCGCUCGCCGCGUUCGUGACGUGCCCGCUCUGCAAGGGAUACUUCCGGGAGGCCAGCGCCUUCGCCGAGUGCGGCCACACAUUUUGCCGGGAUUGUAUCCUGAAGAAAAUAGGUGAGGAGGGGAUCGAAUCCUGCCCCGUAUGCAACGCUGCUCUUGGGAUUGCUCCUGAAGAGAAACUCAGGGAUGAUCCAAAAAUUCAGGCUAUCAGGGACCAUGCGUUUCCACCUAAAGCAGAAGUUGAUGCUUCUGAGGCUCCAAGUACUACACUGCCAGCAAAGAUAAAAGAGAGGUCCAUUUCUUCCUUGGUUGAAACCCAGAAGAUGGCAACACAACCUAGUCUGACAGGACAGAGAGCUGCAAGAAGGAAAUUCAUGUCCCAUUUGUUUUCUGUCGGUAAAUUGCCAAAUAAAUCGGAAGGCUAUAAUCAGAAGACUGAGAUGGCCUCAGCACCAAAAUCAACCAAGGUGCCAACAUCUGCAAACAAAAAGAAGAAUAGUGCAGAUAUUUCUGAAGAUGGAAAGAAUCACGAGACGAUUGACAAUGAAGAGCUUCAUAAGCCCUUACGGAGCUUAGUCGUGGCAAGCGCGAAGAAGUCACAAACAUUAUGUUAUCUGGGGGAAAGUCGGAAAAACAAAACAACCACAGAGGAUAGUCUGAGGGAAAGCCCAGAAGCAGACUCGGAUGAUGGAAUAACUACCCCAGUCUGGUUUUCACUAGUGACUUCACUGAACCAGGCAGAAGCUAAACGGCUGCCUCAGAUAAAAAAUAAUUUCUACAGAAUUAAAGAUGGAACUAUGCAGGUCUCCUCUAUCCUGAAGCUCAUUAUGAAAAAACUUGAGCUAGCAAGUGACGUUAAGGUGGAGAUCUUAUGCCAUGGCAAGCCGGUCUGCCCUUCGACGACGCUGCACGGCCUACUCAAGCAGUGGCUGAGCCGCAAGCCGAAGCGCAGGGUCCAGAGGCCGACGCUGAGAUCAGAGGCUUCUUUGGAUCACCUUCUGCCAGGAAAACCGACCAGUCUAGAGGAGGUGAAGCCCUACAUAAGCAGCUUAUGGAAAACUCAUAUGAACGUGUGGAAUGAUAAAUGGCUAAGGGUUCCCAGUAUUGCCUCUGAGACUAGCUCAAGUGUUGAUGGUGAUCAUGUUUUCCGGAUCUUAGGAUAUUGUUAA